UGAACUCUGACCUCUGUGCUGGUGUCUGCUCGGAUCUCAUGCGGGGAGGAUUUUGCGGGUUAGAAAAAUGAAAGUAUUUCACGAGAUGAAUGGACUGUCAAGGCUGCCUCGCUAGCUCAGCAGCAGCUGCACUCUCUCUUUAAUCAGAUUUUGCAGACGCAGCAGGUUUACACGGCUGCUGUCAGAUAACACUGACCUACAUGUGGUGCUCGCGGUGUCGGGAUUUGUUUUGCUACAUAGCUAGUUAGCUGCUAGCUGGUUAGCUAGUAGUGCUAAGUUAAAAAAAAGCACUGCUGUCAAGUCGGAAUAACAUCCGGCUUCACAAAGUAGCGUUGGUUAAAUCAGAUGACCACCAACCAGUACUUUCUCCGGGACUCAUGACCGUCCUCCUGUCACUAUGUAUCCGAGAUUUGUGUUACUAAAUAACGGAAUAAGCCGCCCUGAAAAACGUAAUAAUAUCAAAAGCAGGCUUGCUAACCUGUGCUAGCCUGGUUGCCGCUAAGCUCACCGUCUCCAUCGUCACAUUUGAAGCAACUGACAGUGUGAAGAAACGUUUUGGACAACCGUCAGCUGGGAAAACGUUACAUAGAGUCAACUGCUAAUAACGGGACUAACGUUUCCAGUAACCAUGGCUAACGUUACCGACCUGCAAACAAAAUACAGCAAGCUGGCACAGGAGUACUCCAAGCUCCGUGCCCAGAACCAAGUGCUGAAGAAGGCAGUCGUGGAUGAACAGGCCAACUCUACCUCCUUAAAGGAGCAGCUGAAGCAGCGUGACCAGAGCCUGAGAAAGCAGGAGCAGGAGAUGGACAGUCUCAGCUUCAGAAACCAACAGCUGGCUAAGAGGGUGGAGCUGCUUCAAGAGGAGCUGGCUGUUAGUGAAGCCAAGGGCAAAAAGGGGAAGAGCAAAGGAGACUCCCCCUCACAGCAUGGCAUGCAGACCCAGAAUGUUUUUGAUGAGGACCUGCAGAAAAAGAUAGAAGAGAAUGAGCGACUUCAUAUCCAAUUCUACGAAGCAGACGAGCAGCACAGGAGGCAGGAGGCCGAGCUGAAGGCACGGCUAGAGGAGCUGGAGAAAGACUCCGAGCAGCACCAGGCUGUAGUGGACGGACUCACCACUAAGUACAUGGAAACUAUUGAGAGGCUGCAGAGUGACAAGGCACGCUUAGAGGUGAAGACACAGACUCUGGAGAGGGAAGCGAAAGAGUGCAGAUUGCGAACAGAAGAAUGUCAGCAGCAGUUGAGGCGGUGCCAGACGGAACUCAACAGACAGGUGAAACAAAGCAGCAGUGUUAUCCAGGAGAAAGUGCCCUUCAAUGACACCAAAUUUAGUGACUUCAACAGUCUAAAUGUGCCACCACACAAUCGGAGACACCAGCUGAAAGCCCGGGACGUGGCAGGUCAGGCUUUGAGCUUUAUUCAGGACCUUGUGGCUGCUCUGCUGAACUUCCACUCGUACACAGAGCAGAGAGUGCACAUCUAUCCUCUGGACUCCUCCAUUGAGCAAAUCUCCCCUCUGAACCAGAAGUUCUCCCAGUAUCUACAUGAGAAUGCAGCCUACGUGCGCCCCCUGGAGGACAGUUUUCUGCAGUUACACCAAAGCAUCACAGAGGACACUGUCACAGUGUUGGAGACUGUGGUCAAACUGAAGAGCUUUGCUGAUAACUUCUCCUCGUACACCCAUUUUCUACAAAAGAUUCUUCCCUACCAGCUGAAAAGCCUGGAGGAAGAGUGCGAGGCACCUCUUUGUACUGCCGCCCUUAGUGCGAAAAACCAGGAGUUGCAGAGUGACAUGAAGAGAGUAACUUCUGUGUUUGAGAAACUGCAGAACUACAUUAACCUUUUGGCCUUACCCAGUGUUCGGCAGGAUGCCAUGCCACAGAGCAGCACCUCCGCUGUCUUCACCCAGCUGGCCGCCUGCUUGCACAGUCUUCACGACGCCAUUAAAGAAAUGUCAAAGCACUACAACCAGAAGGCCAGCUUAGAGCAGGAGCUCCCCACUGUCACCCAGAAGCUCUGCACCACCACAGAGUGCCUGCUGGGAUCUCUGGGCUCACUGAACAGCAGCACUGGCAAGAUUGCCACUUUCUUCAGCAACAACUUGGACUUCUUCACGUCACCGGGCUACAGUCCAAGAGGCAGCACAGCAGCCCUCAACCCCUUGCAAGCAGAGAGCAUGCUGGCCAACAAAAAGAAAGCAGCUGCUUAUAUCCACGCUAUCAGAAAGCCCCGGCCACAGUCUGUUCCAUACAGAGAAGCCCUGUCAAACCGUCGUAUACUCACCAGCUCCACUGAGAGUAGAGAAGGUCUCACUCAGCAGGUGCAGCAGAGCCAGGAGAAGAUUGCUCGGCUGGAGCAGGAGAAGGAGCACUGGCUCCUGGAGGCCCAGCUGGGGAAGGUGCGGCUGGAGAAGGAGAACCAGCGCAUCGCGGACCUGGAAACGCAGCUCGCGGCGGCUCUAGGAGGAAGUCCAAACUUGCAAACAGCUGCAGCCAGCACACUCGAACAGAGCCACGAGGAAGCGGAGACUGAGCUGAAAGCUGCAGGAAAAGAGACUACGCUGUGCACCAGCCUGGUUGGUAUGUUGUGUACAACACCCACAGUUGAGCAUGUGGGAGACGAGGAGUCCAGGGAGCAUCUCAUAAAGACUCACUACAUGACCAGAGUCGGAGAGCUCACCACUCAGCUCCAGAUUUCUGACAGCAAAGCUGUUCACUUCCACUCUGAGUGUCGCGCUUUGGCCAAGAGAUUAGCUAUUGCAGAGAAAUCACGGGAGACUCUGAGCGAGGAGGUCAAAGUGGCUAAUCAGAACAUCACACGCUUGCAGGAUGAGCUGGCUACGACUAAAAGGAGCUACGAAGACCAGCUCAGCAUGAUGAGCGACCACUUGUGUAGUAUGAAUGAGACACUGAGCAAACAGAGAGAGGAAAUCGACACGCUUAAACUGGGCAGCAAGGGAAACGCCAAAAAGAACAAAGGUCGCUAGAGCUGCUCUCCAAACACCGGCUCCAUUUGGGAUCACAAGGGCACCCUGAGGGAAGAUGUGGACUGUGGAGCCUCCCAGCAGCGUCCUGGUACCAACACCACCACCAUCACCACAACCACAGGACGGCUACAUGAGCCUCAGAUUUCUCCAUUAUCAGGCAGUGGCAAUACAAAUGAACUGUGUGGGGGCUUGAACGUGUCUGACCGAAGAAGCUUCUUUUUUUUCUCCUCUUUUCCAUGUCACAGCACCAGUUAUAACAUAACAUAACAUGAUUUGCUAAACAUGCAUUCUCAAACUGUACCGGAAGCUGCUGCUUGACCUUUUGGCCAAAGCAGGAUGGGAGAGAAACCGUUUUUUUUUCCUCCCCAAAAAGGGACAGAGGAAGAUAAACAGCUUGAAACAGUUGAAGUUAAGACUUGAAGACCAAACCCUGUUGAUCGGUGUGUGUACUUUUCCUGAUUAAUGUACAUGUGAGAGAAAUUGAAACUGCAUUCUUACUGCUUAUCUGUGGGAGGAGAUUAACUUGAGUAAAUGUUGGUGUGGCUGUAUGUGUGCAGAGUGUUGUCUCAUUGUGUGACUGUGGCACCAGGCUUUACAACAUGUGAGUAUUGUUUUAAUACACUUAGAUUUAUUUUUUUUUUAGAUCAAAUUUGAGAUUAUUUGUGCAAGUGGUUCCAAGGGCCUGUAUGUUUACAUACAGCAUAAUAUCCCUUCUAACACAUGCAUAUAUGUGACGAGAAGAAGGGCUUUAAAACCUCCAAUGAAGAACUAACAAAAACACUUGAAUUCAUUCCUUAUUAUGGAAAAUUUUCAGUCCUUUGGAGCUGGAUAAAAGAAAAGAAAAAAAAAAAGAUGUCUGCCUGGAAGCACUGAUUAACUGUGUUUACCUAGAAGGAAAGGGCAGGAUGGACAAGUCGGAGCUUGUAAAACGGUGUCAGUCUGUCUCUGUGAAGUUACUCUUAACAAUAGUCAUUUUUAUCACCAAAGUAAACGUGGAUGUGCACUCAGAAGCCUGGUGUAGCACAGCACUCUUUAAAUUCAUGUUGUACUCUGUACGGAUAAAAAGGGUUAAUGUGAAUAUACACUCAUUUGGAAUUAAGAUAUAAUUGUACUGUAUCAUUUCUAAAAAAAAUAUAUAUAUAUAUAUACAAAAAGGCAUUUAUUCUGAGGUUACAAAAAUUUUCCACAAACUUUGGAAAACUAAAUCUGCAGCUACUUUUUGGGUGUCUCCUAUAAGGAUUACUGGGAAGUGUCCGAGGGGUUGGCCUAUACUGUAACUGGUGCUUAGACAACCUGUUUCAUGAGUGCAGUUAAAGUUUACAGUGCAACAGAACUUCUCUGGCUUGUACCGACAUGAUGAGGUGAAUGAAAGAAAGGCCCAGCAGUGGUUUCUAGCAGUCCAUUCAAACCUCUCGUUCGCCAGUCUACACCUGCCAGCAAACCUUUGAUCGCAAAGAUUUGCCAACGCCCCCCAAAACCGAUCAAAAAGAAUACUUGUAUCCUCACAGUGUAACCUGUUCAAAAGCACAUAUUAAUAUGUGAAACAAAAUAAAAAAAAAGCUUGCUCAACAGUGAAACAGGAA
Thunnus maccoyii (southern bluefin tuna) is the source of this 4569-nucleotide messenger RNA. It is a transcript of the gene ppp1r21, whose product is annotated as protein phosphatase 1, regulatory subunit 21. The coding region runs from base 629 to 2986 and encodes 785 amino acids. The record is from RefSeq and is a predicted model, not a curated record. Gene Ontology annotation, cellular component: membrane; early endosome. NCBI's taxonomy places the organism in Eukaryota, Metazoa, Chordata, Actinopteri, Scombriformes, Scombridae. The transcript is spliced from 22 exons.